GAGCUGGCGGCGGGGAGGAGGCAGCGCGGGCGGCGGAGCGGCGGGAUGCGGCAGUGCCGGGCCGCGGGGCUCCUGGUGGCUGUGAGCAGAGCUCAGGUGCAACAGGAGCCGUUGGCAGAGACCACCGAGGGGGCUGCAGUCAACAUCACCUGCUCACACCCCAACAUACAGAUCGGGUAUUCCAUCUACUGGUAUCGUCAGCUCCCGGGCCGAGGCCCCGCAUUCCUCGUCAGCGCUGUCAAAGGCUCCAAGGAGGUGCCGGACCCGAAGGGGCAGCUGUGGGUGUCGACAGACCGCCGCUCCAGCGUUCUGCGUCUCGCCCGGCCCCGGCUCGGGGACGCGGCGCUGUAUUACUGCGCCGUGGGCGCACGGAAGCGAAGCCGGGGCUGCGGCCGGGCACGAACCGCUUGGGGCGGGGCGGGGGCACAGUGCCGUCCGGGCCCGCAGGGGGCGCUGCCUGCAUGGCCGCCAAACUCCAUCCUGACCGGGGUGCGCCGCCCUGAGCUCUCGAGCAAAGCGACCGUAGCAGCCAGUCGCUGCCACCAGUGUCAGUCAGACACAGCUGUUUUUGAGGGCAGUACAUAUGAGAGCAGGAGGAGCCUUGUUCCUCAGAGGCUGCAGGAUGCUAUGUUCGUAUGGCCCUCCGCACAGUUUUACCUGUGA
Lagopus muta (rock ptarmigan) is the source of this 663-nucleotide messenger RNA. Its product is annotated as immunoglobulin iota chain-like. NCBI's taxonomy places the organism in Eukaryota, Metazoa, Chordata, Aves, Galliformes, Phasianidae. Gene Ontology annotation, biological process: response to bacterium. The transcript has 3 exons. The record is from RefSeq and is a predicted model, not a curated record. Bases 46 to 663 code for a protein of 205 amino acids.